This is a messenger RNA of Lucilia sericata (common green bottle fly), 2983 nucleotides long. It is a transcript of the gene fz4, whose product is annotated as frizzled-4. Bases 908 to 2854 code for a protein of 648 amino acids. Gene Ontology annotation, biological process: canonical Wnt signaling pathway; non-canonical Wnt signaling pathway. Gene Ontology annotation, cellular component: plasma membrane. Gene Ontology annotation, molecular function: Wnt receptor activity; Wnt-protein binding. The record is from RefSeq and is a predicted model, not a curated record. NCBI's taxonomy places the organism in Eukaryota, Metazoa, Arthropoda, Insecta, Diptera, Calliphoridae. The transcript has 3 exons.
CGCAGGGCUCUGAGCUGAAUACGAUAAAAAAUAAAAAGUCUCAAAAUAACUAGAAACAUAAACAAAGUGUGUUGUAUAUUGUAUAAACAAUACAAAUUUAUCUUCGUAUGUACAAUAAAUAAAAAAUUUAACAAUUCAAAAGUGUAUCUGUACGUAAUACAUGUACAUAUGUUUUUACAAGAUAACACUAUAAAGUACGUUUCAUUGUUUAAUAAAUAAAUCACAAGUUAUAAAAAAAAUAAUACCAAUAUUAAUAUUGAAAAAGGAAAAGUACUCGGUGUAAAAUACAUAUUGGAACAUUUCAAGAAGAUUCGUGAAAAAUUUAUUACUGAUGAAAAAAUAAAAAUUUAUGUAUGUAUAAUUGUUGGUACAAUACAAAAUAAACCAAUAUUAUAAUGGUUCGUUUGUGAGAACCCUCGACCAGUUUAUGUACAUAGGUACAUACAUAUGUGUAUAUAUGUAUAACUGUAGGUGCUUUACUUUUAGUUGAUUAGUUGUGUGUUCAAGAAGUUGAAAUACAACUUUUGGUCGAUAGAAGCCAAAGCUGAAGACAAACGAGGAACAAGUAACGAAAUAUAUAACAAGAUCUCUUCGCUGCAGAAUAGUUUCAAACAAGAAUAAAUACAACUCUUAUAAUAUAUUGAACUCGAAAAGAAAAUAACUGCAUGAGAUGGUCCGGUAUAAUCACGUAUCUUGGAAGCAUGGCGAUGAUACAUAACAAGUUAACAAGCUAAAAGCAAAAAAAAAAAAGCUUUCAAUAAACCAUAAUAGUUUUUAUGCAUUUGUGCAUCUAAAACAGCUUCAAUCAUCAGCAGUAGGAUAAUAUACUGUAAUCUUAUAGCAUUUAAAGUUUCCGGAAUAUAAGUUUUCUAUUGAAAGUUAUAUGUGCUUGGAGUAAAUGUGAAUAAUGAAUAAAUUACAAUUUAUAUUCAUAUUUUGGUUUCUUAUGCACUCGAGUGUCUGCAGGGGCGAUUUUGCCUUACGACAAUGUGAACCAAUAAAAAUCGAUUUGUGUCGAAAUAUCGGCUAUAAUGAGACGUCGAUGCCAAAUUUGGUGGGAAAUGAAUUACAAAGUGACGCUGAAUACAUAUUGCAGACAUUCUCGCCACUUAUUGAAUACGUCUGUAGUUCGCAGCUGAAAUUAUUUUUAUGUGCAACUUACGUUCCUAUGUGUACCCCAAAAGUGCCGGUACCUAUAGGACCGUGUCGAACACUUUGCGAAAGUGUACGAUCUCGUUGUCAUCCAGUUCUGCAAGGUUUUGGUUACCCUUGGCCUCCGGCGUUAGAUUGUCAUCGUUUUCCUAAAGAAAAUAAUCAUGAGACAAUGUGUAUGGAGGGUCCUGGUGAGGUGCAAGAAGCUCCUGCUGUAAAGGAAAUGUAUCCAGCAAAUCCUGCUGUUAACACACCAUUUCAACCAGCUACAGUUUCUAGCACAUUCGAAUGUCCAGGGCACUCAAAAUUGUACGUGAAACUACACCGGUCUGGACGUUGUGCUCCGCUGUGCGAAGCUAAUAUUCUAUUUGGACCUAAUGAAAAACACAUUGCUGAACUUUGGACACAUACGUGGACGUAUGCUGCAGCUGGUCUAUCGCUUUUGGCUACCAUUUCUUUAUUAUUCUCCGAUUCCCGAGCUUCCAAAUUACAAGAAUCUAGUCAAAUAAAAGUUUUGUCAUCAUUGAUGUGGUCGCACACAAUGGUAGCAAUUGGUUGGACAGUUCGAUUUAUUGCUGGUAGGACUGCUACAUCUUGUGGAUUUGACCCUCAGUUACCAAAUGUGUCUUUACUCUUAGUAGAUGGACUUUCAAAUGCCCCAUGUGCUACAACAUUUAUUCUUCGAUAUUAUUUUGGAAUGGCGGCUUGUGCAUGGUGGGCAAUUUUAUGUUUAGGAUGGCAUCGUGAUGUGCGUCGUAUUAGUCCCGACUCAUUAGGUCACAUGACACUUGGGACAAAUGUUUAUCCAUCUCUAAAUAAUAGUAGUGUUACUACGAAACUUUCACGCAAAAUAGAUAAUAGUAUAACGAGCAGUAACUUGGCAAGAUUUCUAGCAUGGGGCUUGCCAGCUUUUCAAACAGCUGCAGUGAUUGUUGCACGAUUGGUGGAUGCUGAUGAGUUAUUAGGUGCUUGUUAUGUAGGCAACCAAUCUGACAAGGGACUCCAGAUUUUAGUAGCCACACCAUUGUUUUGUUAUUGGAUAUUUGGAUCUAUGAAUUUAGCUUCCGGAUUUUUAGUUUAUCGUCGAAACAGGGAUAUUUUACGCAAUACGAACUCUACAUCACUGCAAUUAUUACUACAGACGAAAUGUAGUAUUUCCGGAGUGUUCUUAUUUAUUUAUUGCUUACCUUAUGCAUUACUGCUAUUAUCCGUGAUAUAUGAGUUUGCAAACAUCGACGUAUGGUUAAGUGAAUCACCUUACGGUCAAACUCCGGAAUGGCCAUUUUUAACAAGAGCUUUUAUGGAACUAGUGUUAUGUAUUAUUUGCUCUGCAUGCAUUUUGGGACCAAAAAUCUCUUCUUUGUAUAAACGUCAGUUAUCAGCUCCUCCAAAUAAAUUACAAGAACCGAAUAUGCAGGCUGUGCCUGCUCAACAUAAAUUAAUUGGACACAAUUGCAAUAAUCGGGUUUCAAAUAAUGCCUACAGUACCACAUCUUAUCAGACUGUUCGAGAACCAAAAAAAUCUUCCCAAUAUACAAAACAUUUUAAUAAUACAAUUUCAAUGAAUCAGUUGCCCAACUAUUGCCCUGGACGAACUAAAACUCCAAAAAAUCAUGUGAUGUAUCCCCACUUAGUAAUAAAUUCCUCAACUAGUUGCAACACAAAUUCACUACAUCGCUACGGCGAUGAAACUAUUUUGUAGUGUUUUAUACAUCUAGAAACUUGCACACAUUUAUACAAUAUAUUGUAUGGGCUUCUAAAUUGUAAGACUGUGAUAUGCACUAAUGUAUUGCUAUCUUAAUUAUAUAUUUUUAUUAAAUUCUAAAUAGAU